AUGUCUGCUCCUGAGCAGGACGCUGAGAAGGCACGCCAUGUUGAAAUGGUGGACUCAAUUCCGGCUCAAGACGACGAUGUCUCUUACGCGGAAGGCCGGAAAAUCGUGCAUAAGAUUGAUCGACGUCUCGUAACAUCUCUUGGGCUCAUGUUUGCCAUCUCCUUGAUGGAUCGCACCAACCUGGCAUCCGCUAACAUCUCCGGAAUGAGUCAUGAUCUGACAAGAAUAGUCUAUUGCCAUCAUAAUUUCCUUUGUUCCCUGUAUCGUCUUCCAGUGGCCAAGCGCUGUUCUUGUCCGGAAAAUCGGUCCACGCCUCUUUUUGCCGGCGGCAACUUCCUGUGGGGAAUUGUGAUGUUGUGUAUGGGCUUUCUUCACCACUGGGGUGAGCUCCUGGGACUUCGAGCCAUUGUUGGAAUUUUCGAAGCAGGCCUUUUCCCUGGUGCUCUCUUCCUAUUGCAAAUGUGGUAUAUUCGUUAUGACGUCCACAAGCGGUAUGCUUCUUUCUAUCUAAUCAGUAUCGUGGGUUCCUCCCUCUCUGGAGUCCUCGCCUAUGCCUUCAUGCAGAUGGGCGGCGUUGGUGGCUAUCUAGGCUGGAGGUACAUUUUCAUCUUGGAAGGUGUGCUGACGUGUCUCACCGCAAUCGUGGGAGCAUUUCUAAUCGUGGACUUCCCUGAAAAGGCACAAAACAGCAGAGCGUUCCUCAAACCGCACGAGCUGGCAUACGUCAUAAGACUUCUGGGAAAAGAUCGCAGUGAUGCUCACGAUACCGCUUUCAGCUUGGCAAUUUCUUCCAAUCCGGCUUGGAUGCUAAGAUCUGGCUUUUCGGGUUCCUCUUUUUUCGCUUUUUUCUUGCCUAUCAUUCUCAACGUCAAGAUGGGCUUCGAUGUUGGAAUCUCGCAAGUGUUGAGCACUCCACCCUACUUCUUCGCUGCCAUCGUGAUGUGCGUCGAAGCAUGGAUAGGGGAUAAGUACCAUGUUCGGAGUCCAAUCAUAGUAUGCAACGCCUUAUUAGCAAUCUGUGAAUUGUGUCUCCAGGCCUGGACCGAGACUGCAGGAGUCCAGGACCUAGGCGCCUUUCUCGUUAUCGGAUCUGCGAAUUCAUCAGUCCCGACCGUCAUGGCAUGGCAGGCCAACAACAUUCGGGGUCAGUGGAAAAGACCAUUUAGCAGUGCAAGCCUGAUCACGCUUGGUGGACUCGGGGGAAUAGUUGGUGCAUUGGUGUUCCGGUCUGAAGAUGCACCCCAGUAUCUGCCCGGGAUUUAUGCCUCGCUCACGUAA
Molecule: messenger RNA, 1278 nt
Organism: Exophiala aquamarina CBS 119918
Lineage: Eukaryota; Fungi; Ascomycota; Eurotiomycetes; Chaetothyriales; Herpotrichiellaceae
Exons: 5
Coding region: 1-1278 (425 amino acids)
Biological process (GO): transmembrane transport
Cellular component (GO): membrane
Molecular function (GO): transmembrane transporter activity
Source: RefSeq, a predicted model, not a curated record